AUGACAACGUCAACUGCUUCUUGGAUUGAAGAAUAUUUAGAUAAUGUAACAAAGAUUAAUGAUCCAUCAUCAUAUACAGAUGAUCCUGAAAUACAUGGACGAGCAAAUUCUUUUUUAAUUUUUUUAUCGAAAUGGAUUUUACGUUUGGCAUGUAUAUCCAUUACAUUUUUAUGUCCAUGGGCAAAUUUUAAAUUGAUAGAAUUAUUUCGAACACGUCGAUUUCAAAAAGAAUCAUCGGCAAAAUGGUAUAUAACAUUCAAAGCUGCAUUCGAUAUUACAUAUAUGUUUAUAUCAGUUCCAAUUAUAUUUUGUCUUACAUUUAAUAUUGAUUUAAUUCAUCAAAAUGUUCUAACAUGUAAAUUAAUAACAUAUGCACACUAUUUAUCUGAUGAUUUAAUAUCAAUAUUACUUAUGUUAUUAUGUCUUGAUCGUAUGUUACGAAUAACAUGUGGUUAUCAUCUUCGUCAACGUUUUUCAUUAACUAUUUGUAUAAUAACAGUAAUUUUUUUUAUAUUUAUUAAUAUUCAUCAUUUAAUACGUUUACAGCAUCGAGAUGGUUUAUGUUAUAAAAAAUAUUUUGGUAUAUGGGAUUAUGAUUUUGAUGUCUAUUAUUCAUUAGUAUAUACAUCGAUAACAUGGACAAUGAUAUUUAUAUCAAUAAUAAAUUUAACAGUUAGUAUUUAUUGCGAUCGAGUAAAACGUUUACAAUUACAAAAACAAAAACAACAAAAAGAACAACAAGAAAAAAUGAGUAAAAUUUUUUUAAAUGAUAUUGAUUCAAUUGGAUUUGAUAAUGAUCAAGUUCAAUUAAUUCAUAGUGCAGAUGAUAUAGAUGCUUCAAUUGCAAUAACUAUUGAACAAAAAAAUUUUAAUGAAUCUUUCGAAAAAGAACAACAAGAUAAUGUUGAUUUACAAAUAACUGUAUGUGUUAUAAUAUUAUCAGCUAUUUUUCUUGCUUGUAAUUUACCAAAUUUUAUUAUAUUUAUUCUGAGAUUUGUUUAUCAAUCAAAUAUAUCACCAAUUGGUUAUAUAUUUGUUUAUAUAUCAAUUUUUCCAUUAUUAAUUGCUCAUACAAUACCUUAUUUUAUUUUUAAUCAUUUAGCUGCACAUCUUUUUCCUAAUAAUUCAUCAUGA
Messenger RNA from Rotaria sp. Silwood1, 1134 nucleotides. The record is from the annotation of a GenBank genome assembly. NCBI's taxonomy places the organism in Eukaryota, Metazoa, Rotifera, Eurotatoria, Philodinida, Philodinidae.